UAAAGGUCUACCUUCAGUAUUUCUUUUUGAAGUCGAUGGCAAUUGAUACCUCGUGACUGAGCUGUGACCGCCUAUUGAUUCAUAUUCUACAGUCUACCAUAAGCAACAUUUUAUGUUGUCUAUUAUCGAGCGCGCUGACUUCGUCUACCGUCCACAUACAUAUUAUUGCAGAAGUGAGGUUUAAACAAGGCCAAAAAUGGGUUCAUUAUUUAGAAGCGAAGAAAUGACUCUUUGUCAGCUUUUCUUACAGAGUGAGGCUGCUUAUGCUUGUGUUUCAGAACUAGGGGAACUUGGACUUGUGCAAUUCAGAGAUUUAAAUCCUGAUGUAAAUGCGUUUCAACGAAAAUUUGUUAACGAAGUACGUCGCUGUGAUGAGAUGGAACGGAAGUUAAGAUAUUUAGAAAAAGAAAUAAAAAAGGAUGGUAUUCCUAUGUUGGAUACUGGUGAAAAUCCGGAAGCUCCGCAACCUAGAGAAAUGAUUGAUCUUGAAGCAACUUUUGAGAAACUAGAAAAUGAAUUGCGUGAAGUCAAUCAAAAUGCAGAAGCUUUAAAGAGAAACUUUCUAGAGCUCACUGAGCUUAAGCACAUUCUUCGAAAGACUCAAGUCUUUUUUGAUGAGGCUGAGCAUGGAAGUGUCGUGUCGCAGAUGGCGGAUCCAAGCCGCGAGGAAGAGCAGGUGACUCUACUGGGUGAGGAGGGCCUCCGCGCUGGCGGCCAGGCUCUCAAGCUCGGUUUUGUCGCCGGUGUCAUUCUUCGAGAAAGAAUUCCAGCAUUUGAGAGGAUGCUAUGGCGAGCUUGUCGUGGCAAUGUCUUCCUUAGACAAGCUGAGAUUGAGACGCCCCUCGAGGAUCCAUCCACGGUGAGCGGUGAUCAAGUAUUUAAAUCCGUGUUCAUAAUAUUCUUCCAAGGUGAUCAGCUGAAGACGAGAGUGAAGAAAAUUUGCGAGGGAUUCCGCGCUACCCUGUACCCAUGUCCGGAAGCACCUGCAGACCGGCGCGAAAUGGCCAUGGGAGUAUUGACGCGCAUCGAAGAUUUAAAUACCGUACUUGGGCAAACUCAAGAUCAUAGACAUCGAGUUCUUGUUGCUGCAGCUAAAAAUAUUAAGAAUUGGUUUAUCAAGGUGCGGAAAAUCAAGGCAAUUUAUCAUACCUUAAAUCUCUUUAACUUGGAUGUAACACAAAAGUGUUUGAUUGCUGAAUGUUGGGUACCAGUUCUAGAUAUCGAGACGAUUCAAUUAGCUCUUCGUCGAGGAACUGAACGAAGCGGUAGCUCAGUACCACCAAUUUUAAAUCGAAUGGAGACCUUCGAAGAUCCUCCAACAUAUAAUCGGACCAACAAGUUCACUAAAGGCUUCCAAGCAUUGAUAGAUGCUUACGGAGUUGCCUCAUAUCGUGAAAUGAAUCCUGCCCCAUAUACCAUCAUUACCUUUCCCUUUCUUUUUGCUGUGAUGUUCGGAGAUUUUGGACAUGGACUAAUUAUGUUCCUAUUCGCAGGCUGGAUGGUUCUUAAGGAAAAGCCCCUUGCGGCCCAGAAAUCUGAUAACGAAAUCUGGAACAUAUUUUUUGGUGGUCGUUACAUUAUAUUUCUCAUGGGAGUUUUCUCUAUGUAUACAGGUUUUAUAUACAAUGAUGUAUUCUCUAAAUCGUUGAAUGUUUUUGGGACGUAUUGGACCGUUAAUUAUACAAGAUCUGAUGUAAUCAACAAUCGAGUGCUGCAAUUAAACCCUACCACCGAUUACAUUCAGCAUCCAUAUCCAAUCGGCAUGGAUCCAGUUUGGCAAUUAUCCGAAAAUAAAAUAAUUUUUCUCAAUUCUUACAAAAUGAAGAUUUCUAUUAUUUUUGGUGUAAUACAUAUGCUUUUCGGAGUAAUAGUCGGUCUCUUUAAUCAUCUGUACUUUAAACGGAGACUCAACAUACUUUGCGAAUUCAUACCUCAAAUCAUCUUUCUGGUAUUUCUUUUUUUCUACAUGACUUCACUCAUGUUUAUUAAAUGGGUCAAAUAUGCGGCUAUUCACCCUGUCUACAAUCCUGAUGUGACUACUAGCUCUUACUGUGCUCCAUCCGUUCUUAUUACUUUCAUUAAUAUGGUGCUAUUUAAGUCCCCAACUAAGCUACCUCCAUGCGAUCCUUAUAUGUAUGGAGGUCAAUAUUCACUUGAAAAAUUCCUAGUUAUAAUUGGUGUACUCUGCAUUCCAUGGAUGCUAUUUGCUAAGCCUAUUAUGAUGAUGCAAGAACGAAAGAAAAAACAUAUGCAGAAUUUGAAUAGUCACGGUACAGAAAAUGGCGACAUUGAUGGUUCGGGCGUAAUGCAAUCGCAAGGACAAGUACCAUCACAUAAAGAGGAAGAAGAAGAAGAUAUGGCAGAGAUCUUCAUUCAUCAAGGAAUUCAUACAAUUGAAUAUGUAUUGGGCAGUGUAUCACAUACCGCUUCUUAUCUCCGGCUUUGGGCAUUGUCUCUUGCUCAUGCACAAUUAUCUGAAGUAUUGUGGAAUAUGGUAAUGAAGAAUGGUUUAACUCAAGAAGGUUGGGGAGGAGGUAUUAUCCUUUGGGGUAUUUUUGCCUUUUGGGCAGUUUUAACUGUAGGAAUUCUGGUACUAAUGGAAGGAUUAUCAGCUUUCCUUCACACUCUUAGGCUCCAUUGGGUUGAGUUCCAAAGUAAAUUCUAUCUUGGUCAAGGUUAUAGCUUUACUCCAUUUUCUUUUGAAAUUAUUUUGGAUACCGCACAGGCAACUUCAGAGGCAACAGAUUAAACUCAUAAUGUAAAUGUAUAUCGGUUUAGAUUUUUAGUUUUUAAUUGUAUCUGAAAAAAACUGUAAUUAAUGUUUAACGUAAUAAUGUACUUCUCUCUCUCUAUUAUAAUUAGAUGUAAAUGAAAUACUAUUCCAAUAUACUCACUUGCAUUAUUUUGAAUUACGAGUUAUACUUGUCAUGUAUAUUACUUGAGUUUUUUAAUCUUUAAUUGGAAAUAAGAAAAUUGGAAUUCUUUUCUUAUUAGUUAAUAAGGUUUCGUUUUGUUAAACAAGUGUAUAUAGGUAUUUGUUGUAAUAUUAAAAAAGUGUAAUUAUGAGUA
Molecule: messenger RNA, 3069 nt
Organism: Ceratosolen solmsi marchali
Lineage: Eukaryota; Metazoa; Arthropoda; Insecta; Hymenoptera; Agaonidae
Gene: Vha100-1
Product: V-type ATPase subunit a family protein Vha100-1
Exons: 14
Coding region: 197-2749 (850 amino acids)
Biological process (GO): vacuolar acidification; proton transmembrane transport
Cellular component (GO): plasma membrane; vacuolar proton-transporting V-type ATPase, V0 domain; vacuolar proton-transporting V-type ATPase complex
Molecular function (GO): ATPase binding; proton-transporting ATPase activity, rotational mechanism
Source: RefSeq, a predicted model, not a curated record